Molecule: messenger RNA, 3966 nt
Organism: Diuraphis noxia (Russian wheat aphid)
Lineage: Eukaryota; Metazoa; Arthropoda; Insecta; Hemiptera; Aphididae
Biological process (GO): DNA integration
Molecular function (GO): nucleic acid binding
Source: RefSeq, a predicted model, not a curated record
AUGCCAAUCAAUUUGCAUUUUUACUUUGGAAUUAGACAGGAAGAGGCUGCUCCUCAAGUAUUACCAAGUACAUCCGCAUCUGCUACGCGCAUCUCAGCAGCCCAACCUGGUCAUGUUUUUCUCGCGACCGCUAUUGUUCAUGURCGAGACAAGUGUGGCAGGCUACAUGAAUGUAGGGCUGUACUUGACAGCGGAUCUCAGAUAAACUUCAUCUCCAAGAAUUUAACAACUCUACUUCAAUUACCAGGAAGAAAAAGUUCCCUUCCAAUAUGUGGAAUAGGUGCUAAUCAAGUGCUAGCAGCAGCUUGUAUUGACUUAACGAUUCAGUCCAGAACGAGUGAUUAUAAUGUCGACUUAACUUGCUAUGUACUACCAAGUAUCGUUUCUGACUUAUCUGCCUGUCCCAUACCUGAAGGAGGAUGGACAAUUCCGGAAGACYUAUACCCAAGGCUCGCUGAUCCAUUGUUCUAUAAAAGAAGACCAGUUGAUUUACUUAUAGGUGGUGGCAUUUUCUUUGACAUCUUAAGAAUGGAACGAAGAUCUCUAAAUUUGGAAGCAUUAUGGUUACAUGACAGUCAGUUUGGCUGGAUUGUUACAGGUGAACUGCAUUCCACAUGCUUAGUUGGUAUUAAUUCCGUUGGUGCUUCUCUUGAAACUGAUUGGAAGGCUCUACACUUAGAGGAYGAUACGGUUUAUGGGCGACUGUCGAAACCAAAUCUCAGGAUCUUAGAAGAAAAGGAAGUUGUCUUACAUUUCCAAAAAACUGCAAUCCGCAAUGAUGAUGGCCGAUUCGUUCUUCGAUUACCAAUCAAAGCAAAUGCUGAYAAAUUAGGAGACAGUGUAACAAUGGCGACAUCACGCUUUAUGAGUGUGGAAAGACGAAUACAAAAGGAUCCGUACUUACGCACAGAAUAUAUAAAGUUUAUGCAAGAAUACUUAGAGAUGGGCCACAUGCAGGAAGUUAGCUGUGAAUUAUCUAUUCCUUUAAAUGCAUACUAUCUGCCGCAUCACGCAGUUCAAAAGACCUCAAGUCUAACCACAAAGGUGAGAGUGGUUUUUGAUGCUUCCGCCAGAUCUUCUUCAGGUAUAUCACUAAACGAUAUACUAAUGCGUGGCCCUACAGUCCAGGAGGAGUUGUUUGCGAUAUUGAUUCGGUUUAGAAGACACCAACAUGUAAUAACAUCAGAUAUUGAAAAAAUGUUCCGGCAAGUCGCCAUAGCUGAACCCGAUUGGGAUUUMCAACGAAUUUUAUGGAGAAAUGACCCCAGUGAAUCUCUUCGUACAUACAGAUUAGUAACAGUUACCUAUGGAACCACUCCAGCAUCAUAUAUGACUACUCAAUGUCUUGUMAAAUUGGCUGAAGAAUUUAGUGAGCGUUAUCCGAAGGCAACAACAGUCAUCAGACAGGACUUCUAUAUGGAUGACUUAAUGACAGGCUCUGACACCGAAGCAGAAUGCUGUCGGUUACAACAAGAAGUGAGCAUGAUYCUGAAUUCCGCCAAGUUACCACUUCGUAAAUGGUGUUCAAAUUCCCAAACUGUGUUACAGUGCAUAACUAAAGAAGAGCAAGAUCCACUAUUCGUUUUGAAUAUAAGUGAAGAUGAUACUGUUAAAUCKUUGGGUCUGUGUUGGAAACCGAUUGCUGAUGAAUUCCGCUUCCAAAUAGCAGAUGUACCUGAAAGCUAUAAACUCACUAAAAGAACCUUGUUGUCGCAAUUAAAUAGAAUUUUUGAUCCAUUAGGUUUUCUUGCACCGGUGCUCAUCAAGGGAAAAAUAUUUCUUAAGCAACUUUGGCAAUUAAAAAUUGAUUGGGAUACACAGUUACAAGAAGACCUUCAAAUGAAAUGGCGUUCAUAUUACGAAGAAUUACAAAUUCUCAAAGGCUUAUCAAUACCACGAAAAAGUAUAUUUAGYAUAAGUAAAAAAAUAGAAAUGCAUGGCUUCUGCGACGCAUCGUUAGAGGCUUAUGGGGCUUGUAUCUAUGUCCGCUCGUUGGRUAAUGACGGAACUUGGCAUUCACAGUUGCUGUGUUCGAAGACUCGAGUAGCUCCGCUUAAAGGUAUAACAAUUCCUCGCUUGGAGUUAAAUGGGGCACAUUUGUUAGUACAGUUGAUUGUCAAGAUUUCUGAUUCAUGGAAGAUAAAUUCGCUAGAUUUCCGCCUCUGGACUGAUUCUAUGGUUGUAUUAUCUUGGCUGAAUAGCGAUUCCAGCCGACUGAAAACAUAUGUAUCGAAUAGAAUAACACAAAUACUAGAAGUCUCCAAUCCUUCUCAAUGGCGACAUGUGAAGACAAAUGAAAACCCAGCAGAUAUAAUUUCUCGUGGAUUAAGAGCACAAGAACUAAGUACAUCACAAAUUUGGUGGCAUGGUCCCUUUUGGCUAUCUCAAGCAGACGACUGUUGGAUUCACAUUCCCAUACAACCAGUAUUAGAGACCGAACUUCCUGAACAACGACCGUUGCGUUUAGCGCUAAUAGCAACAAAUCCGAUCAAAGACUUGGUCAGCAGCUUCUCUAGCUGGCUCAAACUUACACGUGCAGUUGGGUGGAUCACAAAGUUCAUUGAAUAUAUUGCUUCAAAKYGAAGAAGGCCAAUGGUCAAGUACCUCACUGUUCAAAAUAUCAAAGCAGCUCAAAGAACUGUACUCCAGGCAGUGCAAGAAGAAGCAUUUGGUAAGGAUAUAGUUUCACUAAGGCAGCAUAAUAAUGUGCCCUACCGCAGUAAGUUGAAGUCCUUAAAUCMUCUGUUAAAGAACGGGUUAUUAGUCGUGGGAGGCCGGUUAGAGAACGCUGCGAUCUCAGAAGAUCAGAGGACACCAAUUAUUCUACCAGCUGACCAURGAGUGACUCGUCUGAUUUUUACCGAACGUCAUCGGAGUUUACUACAUUGUGGCCCAUCAGCUCUCCUUGCCGACCUAAGACAUCAAUACUGGCCUCUACGUGGAAGACUUACAGCAAGAUCAGUGGUCAAACGUUGCAUUGAUUGUGUUCGAGCAAAGCCGAAGUUCCAACAUCCUCUCAUGGCACCACUGCCUAAAGAAAGAGUCACCUGUACGCGUCCUUUCAGUAAUACAGGCGUUGAUUUCGCUGGCCCAUUAAUAAUACGAAGCGGAAUUCGUGGGAAGCCUGGAAAAAAGGCCUGGAUAGCAAUAUUUGUCUGCUUUUCUACCAAGGCAGCACAUAUAGAAGCUGUUGAGGACUUGACAUCUAGUGCAUUUAUUGCCACACUACGGCGAUUUUGUUCUAGGAGAGGAAAACCUGAUAAAAUUUGGAGUGAUAACGGCACCAACUUUGUUGGAGCAAGACGAGAACUGGCAAUAUACACUAAGGGCAUUGAGKCACAGUUAGCAAAUGAAGGCAUCAACUGGCAUUUCAACCCGCCAUCAACCCCACACUUUGGAGGCAUUUGGGAAAGCUGCGUAAAGAGUGCAAAGCACCAUUUAACAAGAAUUGUCAAGGAUGCAUACUUAACUCUGAGCGAGMUUCAGACACUACUGUGUCAAAUUGAAGCAUGCCUAAAUUCACGCCCUCUUUCACCAUUGAGUAGUAGCUCACAAGACUUGGAACCCCUCACUCCCGCUCACUUUUUAAUCGGGGGUCCAAUCACGUUACCUCCAGAACCAGAUUUGGCAUCACAGCAAAUAAGCGGUUUAAGACGGUGGAGACUAGUACAAGCUCUCAUGCAGACAUUUUGGAGCAGAUGGACCUCAGAAUACCUCCCUCAGCUUCAGGUCAGGGGAAAAUGGACAACUGCAUCUAAACCUUUGGCAAUCGGAGAUGUCGUAAUUGUCAAGGAAGAUAACAUGGCUCCAUGCAAGUGGAAAAUGGCUCGCAUAAUAUGUCUUCAUCCAGGCAAGGAUGGUCACACCCGAGUAGUCACCAUACGAACAGCAAAUGGCACAGAGACCAAAAGACCAGUAAUCAAAUUAUGCUACCUGCCAGUUGAAAAAGAAUUGGAAAAUAACUGA